Molecule: messenger RNA, 1721 nt
Organism: Etheostoma cragini (Arkansas darter)
Lineage: Eukaryota; Metazoa; Chordata; Actinopteri; Perciformes; Percidae
Product: indian hedgehog B protein-like
Exons: 2
Biological process (GO): regulation of gene expression; smoothened signaling pathway; cell-cell signaling
Molecular function (GO): patched binding; calcium ion binding
Source: RefSeq, a predicted model, not a curated record
UCUCUCUGUCUGUCAGAUCACUCCGUGGCAGCUAAAUCUGGAGGCUGUUUCCCCGGCGACGCCAUGGUGACGGUGGCGAGCGGCGCCCAGAAGUCCAUCAUAGACCUGCGUCCCGGCGAGCGGGUCCUGGCCUCAACGGGCAGCGACGGCAGCGGGGAGCUGCUCUACAGCCAAGUCCUGGUCUUCCUGGACCGCGCCCCCGAGACCUGGACUCUCUUCUACACCCUGCACACAGAGGCCGGGGCCCAGGUCUCGCUCACCGCCGCGCACCUGGUCUUUGUGUCCGAGGGGAACUGCUCUGAGGGGGCGCUGCCGGUCCGCGGCGCCCUCAGGACCGUGUACGCCAGCGGGGCCCGGCCGGGACAGUGCGUGCUGGUUUCGCGGGGUGACGCGGGACCGGGGCGUCUGUCCCGGAUCACCCGGAUCAGCACGAGGGCGAGCAGGGGUGCGUUUGCACCGCUCACCCACCAGGGGACGCUGGUGGUGGACCGGGUGGUGGCGUCCUGCUACGCCGUGGUGGACCAGCACGCCCUGGCCCACUGGGCCUUCUCGCCGCUCCGGCUGAUCCACAGCUGGACCGGAUCCACCGGGAGCCGCGGGGACGGGGUCCACUGGUACUCGCGGGUUUUACACUGGCUGGGCAGGGUGCUGCUGGACUCGGGGCGCCUCCACCCGCUGGGCGUGGCUCAGGACGACAGGUGAGGGCGGGGACAGGUCACAUAGGGGGACGCUUCUACUGGAAAGGAACCUGAAGACCUCAGACCAGAGCCUGUAGACCAGUACAGGACCACGAUGGACCCCCUGCUGAGACGGGAGACGAUUGUGGUCCUGCUGAGGCAUCAUGGGAGUUCUUUAGGGGGGACAAAGAGGAACGUAGGAGCCGUGAACUGUCUCCGAACCAGACGUUUUAAGGCAUUCAUAUUCAGUAUUUUGUUAUUUAAUGGGCUGUUUUGGGGGUUUAUUGAACACAUUGAUGGGUUGUAAUAUGUAAUGUAUAUAUAAAGGGUAUUUUAAUGUGUUUUGUUAAUUGAUUUAAGUGGAUUUAAGUGGUUAAAACACCUUAGCCCUCCCUGCAUGUUCAAUUUAAAUGAAAAUUAAAGCACUUUUAAGGUACACUGUAAAUUUUAGGGAUGUUUUGGUGAAUUUUACCCCUCAAACAACCCUUAAUUCAAGAUGAAAAUCCAUAAACAUCCCUAAAACAAUCCAUUCAUUCAUCAAUUUAUUCACCCUUAAAUCUCGGGUAAUGCUGUGAAAGAAUCCAUUUUAAAUAUUCAUAAUUCUCACCUGGACCUUAACAACACCUUCAAUUAAUCCUUAAUUGAUUUAUCAAUUAUGUAAAAUGUAAUAUGUAAAUUAAGGGCAAUGUUAAAAGUGUUGUACCGCUUACGGAAGCCCUUAAAUCAUGCAGAUAAUAACGUAUAAAAUAUUGUAUUAUAUUGCAUAUGGGAGAAAAGGUGGAAUUUUAAGGUAAAAUUUGAGGAGAUUUUAGUUUCAUAGUAAAGUCCACAGGGAUGUGGUCGUAUUAAUGUAACAUUACUGCUUAAAUACAGAGAUUUUAGAAGGAUGAACGUGUAUUUAAGUGUUGUUUAAUGUUUAUGAAGUUAUUAUGGGUGAAGAGAUAUUAAAAAAAGAUUUAUUUUUUAAAUUAAAUUAUAUUGAAAUGAGCUAUGUGUCAUUUGAUUUAUAUUUUAAUGUCAGAUGUAGGCCGGGGUAAUUAAGUA